Messenger RNA from Wallemia ichthyophaga EXF-994, 780 nucleotides. Its product is annotated as Adenylate kinase 1. Lineage: Eukaryota; Fungi; Basidiomycota; Wallemiomycetes; Wallemiales; Wallemiaceae. The coding region runs from base 1 to 780 and encodes 259 amino acids. Gene Ontology annotation, biological process: ADP biosynthetic process. Gene Ontology annotation, molecular function: AMP kinase activity; ATP binding. The transcript has 2 exons. Gene Ontology annotation, cellular component: mitochondrion; cytoplasm. The record is from RefSeq and is a predicted model, not a curated record.
AUGGAGGCAGCACAACGUGAAUUAGAUAAUUUGAAAGGAAUGGUUGGCGAUUUAGCUAGCAAGAUUGAGCAACUUGAGAAAUCAACAAAGUCCACUCUCCCUUCAGGCAGAACACCUUCUCAAGAGUUGCGUAUGAUUCUUAUUGGUCCUCCUGGUGCAGGUAAAGGCACUCAGGCACCAAACAUCGUCAACAAGUACAACGUUUGUCAUUUGGCUACUGGUGAUAUGCUUCGUUCUGAAGUUGGCAAGAAGUCGGACUUAGGCGUCGAGGCAAAAAAGAUCAUGGACGCAGGUGGACUCGUCAGUGAUGAAAUUGUCGUUGGUAUGAUUAAGAAUCAACUUGAGACUAAUGAAAAGUGUAAACUUGGAUUCAUCCUCGAUGGAUUCCCUCGUACAGUCACUCAAGCUGAGAAGCUGGAUGGAAUGUUGGAGAGUAAGAAGCAAACAAUUGAUCAUGCUGUGGAGUUAAGAAUCGCUGAUCAGUUGCUUAUUUCACGUAUCACUGGAAGAUUGAUUCAUCCAGCUUCUGGUAGAUCUUACCACAAAGAAUUCAAUCCACCAAAGAAGUCAAUGACGGAUGAUGCAACAGGUGAACCACUCAUUCAACGCUCAGAUGAUAAUGUCGAAGCUCUUAGAAAGAGAUUGAACACUUAUCACCAACAAACUUCACCUGUGGUUGAUUAUUAUAGAAACCAAAACAAGCAUCGCCCAAUCGAUGCAUCUCAAUCACCAAAACUUGUUUGGGAGAAUUUGAGUGCAAUUUUUGCAACAAACAAAUAA